AGGGUGGGCUUUGCUGUUUUGUGAGCAAUUGUGCCAAGAGAAGCCAUCUCACAUUGAUGUUGUAAUAGUAGAUCCGGGUGGAUGUUAAUGGCCAUUAACAGGGUUUUUCGGCCAACCAAAGAUGUAUUCCCCUCCGUUGUGGCUGCGUUUAGGCACCAUCAAUGCUACCUUGAGCAAAUCAGAAAAGGAGAGGGGCAUUCUCUUCUUCCGGUUGGGUUCUGCGUGGGGGGAUAUAAGUGGGUUUUGGUGUGGAAGGUCAAAUUUCCAUGCUGUGAAGGAAAGUGAUGGUGUUCUGCAAGGGCAGUAUAGCCCUCAAGUUGAACUUUGGGUGGCCGAUUCAGAGUUCGAUCUGUGUGCCCCUCCCACGGGAUAUGCCCAGAUCAUUCCCCUUAUCAUUGCUCCAAAGUUCCUCUAUUUUAGAGAAUACCCAAAGGAGACGAGACUGAUGAUUGAGAGGCGAAAGAAGGAUCCUAAGGCUGUCUGGUUGCUGUGAAAUGGAGAAGAUAAUGUUGGAACUUAAAUAUUUUAAUAAAAAAAUAAAAUAAUA
Rubroshorea leprosula is the source of this 547-nucleotide messenger RNA. NCBI's taxonomy places the organism in Eukaryota, Viridiplantae, Streptophyta, Magnoliopsida, Malvales, Dipterocarpaceae. The record is from the annotation of a GenBank genome assembly.